This is a messenger RNA of Misgurnus anguillicaudatus (oriental weatherfish), 11564 nucleotides long. NCBI's taxonomy places the organism in Eukaryota, Metazoa, Chordata, Actinopteri, Cypriniformes, Cobitidae. The record is from RefSeq and is a predicted model, not a curated record.
AUCCCAGUUUAGUAGCGCAGAAACGAAAGUGAAAGCUGGGGGAGUGAUUUAACACUGUAAAUUGCCGUUCCAGUCAUUUCCUUAUUAGUGAUCAGACGUGUCAGGAUGGAGGAAUAUCCUUACCCGAUCGUUGUUGAGGGGAACUGGAAGCCUGAAAAUGCAAAAGGUUUAAAAAACAAACUCCAGAUUUACUUUCAAAGUAGGAAGAAAUCCCAUGGAGGAGACUGCGUCGUACAAAUCAAUGAAAACAGUGCUACAGUUGGGUUUAAAUCAUCGGAGAUCCGAGAUGACGUCCUCUCUAAAACGGAUCACGUGAUAAUUGUUGACAACGCCGAAUUCAAGUUAAAAGUGAGCGAAUUCAGCAAUGCAUCAAAAGAGCCAGACAACAGCGUACAGCUGAAAGAUGAAGCAUCUGGAUAUCAAGAACCCAUUCAAAGUGCACCUCCGACCGGAAAUGAUCCGGAUGUAAAGAACCCUGAAGAGUCACUUGCUGUAGUUCUGGAAAAUGUUGCAGAUGACACUACAAAAAAUAUUUUGUCUCUUUUGGUGGAGUCUGUCAGUGGUCUUUCUGAAAAGGACUUUACUGUGGACUUAAUGCUAGAAUUAAACACAGCAGUUGUGACUUUUAAAAGCCCCAGUGCUGUAGGGAAGUUUCUUGAGGAGAGCAGGACACACAGAAAGUUCAAGGACUAUGGUCUGAAGGCCCGCGCCUUGGAGAGAAGCACAUGUAUAAGGGUGGAGAAUCUUCCAUCUGAUGCCAAUAAGAUGCUGCUGGAGUUGUAUUUUGAAAAAUGGGGUGGUCCGAUACAAGAAAUCAUCACAUUGCCAAUGGAGAAAGCGGCCAUUAUAACAUUUAAGAAUGAAGAAGAUAAGGAAAAGAUAUUGAAGAAAGAGCAUAUCAUCAGUGAUGUUCCAGUCAAGAUCCAUCACUAUUAUAAAUCCUUGGGUACAGCACUGUAUGGCAGCAACAGACCAACAUGGAAACUACCUAAACCUUUCAAAGUCGAUAUACAUCCUGCCAUCAGGGAGUUUCUCCUCAAGAAAAAUCUCAUUUCCUCUAUCAGUGAUAAGAUGAGCUCACAUUUCUGCAAAAUAAACAUAGACAAACCUAAAGUUCUGCUCAAACCUGAUCCAGCAUUGUUGCAACAGAAAGGUUUAACCAGAAAACAUGUUGAUGGUUGGAGAAAGAAUGCAUCAGAUGUCUUUGAAAGCAUUAUAUCCAACUAUAAAGCAUUUGAGUUGCCAGUAUUGUACUCCUUGUGGACCAAAGUGAAGGAUAAUAUAGAGGAAGUGGUGAAAAAUCUGGUUCUUACACAUAUGGAUUCAUCUAAAGGGGUCCUAACAGUGGCAGGUUUGGCUCAUGAUGUAAAUGACCUGAGACCCCUCCUGGUGAAAAUGUUAGAGCGAGCAUCAGCUCAAAUGGAGAAAGAGAGGAGCAGUGUCACAGAAGACAUGGAGAUGACACCUGGCAUGUACUCCCUGCUUCUACAAGAUGGUCUGCAAAACGCUACAGCUGCUUUUCCACAACUGCGCCUUGAUUACAACAAGAAAAUGAACAAAUUACAUUUAUCAGGUGUUAAAACUGAAAUUCUCGUCGUCAAGAAUUGGAUCCUUGAGAAGCAAAUAAAUAUGAAACAGACGCCUUUAAAAAUUUAUCGUUCAUUACUGGAGUUCUUAAGAUCGGUGGAUUGUGAUGAGAUGUCCAAAGACCUGUUUGUGUCUCAUGGAAUAAGUGCUGUAUACACGGUAGAAAAUGGAGUUCUUGUUUUGAUUGGAAGCACAGACCGAGCACUUUCUGAGGCACAGAAGAGGUUGAACAUGGUUCUUGAGUCUAAAGAUGUCAUUGUAGAAGAUCAGGGUGUGCUUGCAUUGCCACAGUGGCAUGAUCUCUUUAAACAAGUGCAAAGUUUGUACAGCACAUCCAAAAAGAGGACAGUGUUUAUAAACACAACACAAAGAGACAGAAUAAUAGUAUCUGGAUUUAGGGAACCAGUGAUAGAGAUCAGCCAGACAUUAGGAGACUUUAUUAAGAAACACACAAGAAUUGAAGAUGCUGUCUGUGUGAAGUCACAUGCAGUGGUUGAAUUCAUAAAAGAGAGAAAAUCGCAGGACUGGCAGCAUUUUCUAAAGUCCAAUAAGGUGACAGUGCAUUUCGAUUUAAAAAGAUCCCAGAUCAAAGUCUCUGGAGAGGGAAUGUUUGUCCAGGAAGCUAUGACCUUUUUUAAAAAGAUGGCAGAUGCUCUCUGCACUGACACACUGACCAUUAAAAAGGCAGGAGCAAAAAAAUACUUCAAGGAAGGUGGUCAACUAAUGUUGUCAUUGCUCAUGAAGGAAAACAGAUUUGUGGUUGUGCUCCAGGAAGAUCACAUGCUGGAGGAGGAGAAUUCCAAGAAAGGUAGUUUUGAAGAUUUUGUGGAGAUUGGUGAGGUUCGGAUGCCGGGUGGAGUAACCGUUAAAGUCAGCAAGGCAGACAUUUGCACGCUAAAAGUUGAUGCUGUGGUGAACGCAGCUAAUGAAGAUCUGCAGCACAUUGGUGGAUUAGCCCUGGCACUUCUUCAAGCUGCUGGACCAGAUCUGCAGGACUGCUGUAACCAGUACAUCAAAAUGAAUGGACGUUUGAGGCCCGGAGAUGCCAUAAUCACUGAGGCUGGUCGUCUUCCCUGUAAAUAUGUAGUGCAUGCUGUUGGACCUCGAUAUAACAGUUCAGACAGACCUGGUGUAGUGCAACGUCUACGAAGUGCUGUGAGGGAAAGUUUAAAUCUGGCUUCAAGCAAACACUGCUCUUCCAUUGCAAUUCCUGUUAUCAGCUCAGGGAUAUUCGGCUGUCCUCUCGAACUAUGCACAGAUACAAUUGCCAGGGUGGUGCAGGAGUUCAUUAAUGAUCAGUACCGCAUUGGCUCACAAAGUAAACUUAUUAAGAUUCACUUGGUUGACAGUAAUGACACCAAUGUCAAUGCCAUGGCUCAAGCUGUCGGAAAGUACUUUGCUGAUUUUAGACCCAAAAUGAAUGUCCCUCAUCAAAACAAGCCUAGUGGCCGUGGCAGUUAUGUACACAGAGGUAGGGGCAAUCGUGGUCGUGGCCGAGGAAAUCACAAACAAAGAAGCCAAGAGUCUGGAAAUCACAAUUAUGAGCCAAAACAACAUGGUAAUAGAGACUUUGAAAGAGAAGAAACCAACUUUUCUGGUGGCAGAUCAGAGGGGUUUGAUGGGUCGAGUGUUCUUGACACCAAAACUACACAUAUCAGACUACAACUCUUUUUGACAGAAGGGAACAUCCAGGAUGCAAAGACUGAUGUCAUUGUAAACACUAUAUCAGAAGACCUGGACCUCAGUAAAGGUGCCAUUUCCAAGGCGCUCCUUCAGGCUGCCGGUCAUCAACUCCAAAAAGAGGUCACUACAGCUGUUCAUGCAAGCAGGCUGAAUCAUGGAAAGAUGGUCAUCACAGAUGGGUAUAACCUGAAAUGUAAAAGAGUCUUUCAUGUAGUUUGCCCAUUUUGGCAAGGUGGUCAUGCCUCAGAAGGCAAGGUACUCGGUCAGAUCAUUAGAGAUUGUCUGAAAGAAGCAGAUGCUCUGCAGAUGGCUUCGGUCUCCUUCCCAGCUAUUGGUACUGGAAUCCUUGGCUUUCCUAAGGAUCUGGUGGCCAGGAUCAUACUGAGCGAAGUCCAAGAAUUCACUCCUCAAAACCUCAGAGAAAUAAGUGUGAUUGUGCACCCAUCUGACAAACAAAGUUUAGAUUCCUUUACCGGAAUCUUCAGACCUUGGAUUCAGAGUCCCAUCACAAAAGGAGCACAUCAGCAUCUUAUGCCUGAAACAAAACCUUUUGAUAAGUCGGCACAGGCAUCUGGGGAUUUUGGCAAAGUCUCCACUCCCUCUCAUGGGGUGAUCACUAUGCAGAUAGGUCAAGUGACUCUGGAGAUUUCAUCCGGAGACAUAACUAAAGAAAAAACUGACGCAAUCGUCAACUCUUCAAAUCACAAAUUUUCUUUGAAAACAGGAGUAUCAAAGGCAAUUUUAGAUGCUGCUGGAUUACAAGUAGAACAGGAAUGUUUACAGAUUGUUGCGAGUGGUGCACCAAAUUUACAGCAAACAGAGAUUGUGACCUCAGCUGGGAAGCUCCCAUGUGGAAAAAUCAUCCAUAUCAUUGGACGUAAUACACCUUCCGAAAUUAAAGAUGUUGUUUUGUCUGUUCUGAAGAUAUGUGAGGCAAACCGACUGUCCUCUGUCGCCUUUCCGGCUCUUGGAACUGGUCAGGGUGGAGCAAAACCAGCUGAUGUUGCAGAUGCAAUGGUUGAUGCUGUUGUUGAAUUCGUAAAGAAAAAUAAACCAACGAAUGUAAAACUGGUAAAGUUCCUCAUAUUCCAGACGAGCAUGGUGGCAGAUUUUCACCAAAGCAUGCGCAAACGAUCAGCUGAAAAAUUGGAGGAGGACAAAAGCUUUGUGGACAAAAUGAAAAACAGGACAAAAGAAUUAUUUUUGGGUGAAUCUCCCAAAAAUGAAGAGUUGGUGAUGGUGGUCGAGGGAAUUGAACCAGCCGUGUUACAGCUGUGUGGGGAGACCGCACAGGACUUGAAUAAAGCCAGGGAUAUGGUCAACAACUUGAUAUCAAGAGAGUUUCAAAACACUACAAUCCGUGAUCCGGCUAUUGGUCAUUUCACCAAAGAAGAUGCAGAAAUGUUGAGCGCAAUGCAGAGAGAGCUUGAUGUGAGCAUCAAACUUGAGAGGAAAGAACAAGACUCUGCUAUCACAUUGGAGGGACUGACGAAAGAUGUCCACACUGCUGAGAGUCGCAUUCGGGACAUGAUCCGUAAGGUGGAAAGGAUUGAAAGCAGAAGGCAUGAAGCAUUUCUCAUCAGCAGUGUGGUUGAGUGGAAAUAUCUGGCGAGUGGGCAGAACCUGAAAAGCUUUGAUAUGCUGACCAAUUAUGACCUGGAAAAAGUAUUUCAGAACAAAGACAUCUUUGUGAAAAUCAAAAUUGAUAAUGAUGAAUACACGGCCGAUUUAGUUCGUCUACAGGCCACAAGAGGGAGUCGGCGGAUUGAAUUACAAAGAGUAGAUUUGUCAGCUGCUCAAUAUUCUUUACCUUCACACUGGGAGGACAUGAAGGGACAGCCGGUAGUUCUGGCAAAACUCACAGCAGGCUCCACAGAAUAUGCAGAAGUAGAUAAAGAGUUCAGGAGAACUGGACUGACUUCUAACAUUAUUCAAAUUGAAAGAAUGCAGAACAGCACACUUUGGAAAAACUACAUGAUCAAAAAGGAAGAACUGGAAUCCAAGAACAAGCAUCAAAACAACGAGAAGCUCCUCUUUCACGGCACUGGCCCUGCUAGUACUGAUCAAAUCAAUCAUCAUGGCUUCAAUCGAAGCUACGCAGGAGCACAUGGAGCCCUGUAUGGGAAUGGUACAUAUUUUGCUGUGGACCCAAGUUACUCGGCCCAAGGCUACUCUAAACCUGAUGCCAGUGGACACAAACGCAUGUACCUGGCCAGGGUGCUUGUUGGCGACUUUACUCAAGGAAAAGCAGGCAUGCUUGUUCCUCCUGCGAAAAGCUCCAACAGUGCUGAUCUCUAUAACAGUGUGACCGAUGACACAAACAACCCUUCCUUGUUUGUCAUUUUCAAUGACGUACAGGCUUACCCAGAAUACCUCAUCACAUUUCAGUAUUAUCAGUUGUUGGCUAUACACUAUACAGUAGACAUUGCUAGUCAUUCCUUAUCACUGUUUAGAAGUGUCAGGAUGGAUGGAUAUACUUAUCCUAUCGUUGUGGAGGGGAACUGGAAGCCUGAACUUACAAAAAGUUUAAAAAACAAACUCCAUAUUUAUUUUCUAAGUAAGAAGAAAUCUCAGGGAGGAGACUGCGUCGUAGAAAUCAAUGAAAAGAGCAGCACUGCUACGGUUCAGUUUAAAUCAUCGGACACCCGAGAUGACGUCCUCUCCAAAGCGGAUCACGUAAUAAAUGUCGAUAAUGUCGAUAUCAAGUUAAAACUGAGCAAACCCAGCAAUGCAUGGAAAGAGCCAGACAACAGCAUACAGCUGGAAGAGCAAUCAUCUGGAUAUCAAGAACCCAUUCCAAGUGCACCUCCAGCCAGAAGUGAUCUGUAUCUGAAGACCCUUGAAGAGUCAUUUUCUGUACUUCUGGAAAAUGUUGUAGAUGACACUACAAAAAAUAUUUUGUCUCUUUUGGUGGAGUCUGUCAGUGGUCUUUCUGAAAAGGACUUUACCAUGGAAUUAAUACUAGAAUUAAACAAAGCAGUCGUGACCUUUAAAAGCCCCAUUGCAGGAAAGUUUCUUGAGGAGAGUAAGACACACAGAAAGUUUAAGGACUAUGGUCUGAAGGCCCGUGCCCUGGAGAGGAGCACAUGUAUAAGGGUGGAGAAUCUUCCAUCUGAUGCCAAUAAGAUGCUGCUGGAGUUGUAUUUUGAAAAAUGGGGUGGUCCGGUACAAGAAAUCAUUGAAUUUCCAAAAGAGCAAGCAGCCAUUAUAACGUUUAAGAAUGUAGAAGACAAGGAAAAGGUGUUGAAGAUAGGGCAUACCAUCUGUAAUGUUCCAGUCAAGAUUCACCCCUACUAUAAAUCCUUGGGUACAGCACUGUAUGGGAGCAACAGACCAACAUGGAAGCUACCUAAACCUUUCACAGUUAGUCUACAUCCUGCCAUCAGGAAGUUCCUGCUCAUGAAAAAGCUUGUUUCUUUUAUCAGUAAUAAAAUGAGCUCACAUUUCUGCAAAAUAAACAUUGACAAACCUGAAGUUCUGCUCAGUCCUGAUCCAGCGUUGCUGAAACAGAAAGGUAUAACCAGAAAACAUGUUGAUGGCUGGAGAAAGAAUGUAUCAGAUGCCUUCGAAGAGAUUGUAUCUAAGUAUACAACAUUUGAGUUGCCAGUAUUGCACCCCUUGUGGACCAAAGUGAAGGAUAAUAUAAAGGAUGUUGUGAAAGAUCUGGUUUUUACAGAUAUGAAUAAAGGGGUCCUAACAGUGGCAGGUCGGGCCCAUGAUGUAAAUGACCUGAGACCCCUCCUGGAGAAAAUAAUAGAGCGAGCAUCAGCUCAAAUGGAGAGAGAGAAGAGCAGUGUCACAGAACACAUAGAAAUGACACCUGGCAUGUACUCCCUGCUUCUACAAGAUGGUCUGCAAACCGCUACAGCUGCUUCUCCACAACUGCGCCUUAAUUACAACAAGAAAAUGAACAAAUUACAUUUAUCAGGUGUUCAAACUGAAAUUCUCGUCUUCAAGAAUUGGGUCCUUGAGAAGAAAUUAAAUAUGAAACAGAUGCGUAUAAAGAUUAAUCGUUCAUUACUGUUGUUCUUGAGAUCGGUGGAUUGUGGUGAGAUGUCCAAAGACCUGUUUGUGUCUCAUGGAAUAAGUGCUGUAUACACGGUAGAAAAUGGAGAUCUUGUUUUGAUUGGAAGCACAGAUCGAGCACUUUCUGAGGCACAGAAGAGGUUGAAUAUGGUUCUUGAAUCUAAAGAUGUCAUUGUAGAAGAUCAGGGUGUGCUUGCAUUACCACAGUGGCAUGAUCUCUUUAAACAACUGCAAAGUUUGUACAGCACAUCCAAAAAGAAGACAGUGUUUAUAAACACAACACAAAGAGACAAAGUAAUAGUAUCUGGAUUUAGGGAACCAGUGAUGGAGAUCAGCCAGACAUUAGGAGACUUCAUUGAGAAACACACUAGAAUUGAAGAUGCUUUCCGUGUGAAGUCGCAUGCAGUGGCUGAAUUUAUUGAACAGCGAAAAUCACAGGACUGGCAGCGUUUUCUUAAGUCUUAUCAGGUGACGGUGCAUUUCGAUUCAAAGAGACCCUGGAUCAAAGUCUCUGGAGAGCGAAUGUUGGUUCCAGAAGGUAUAAAGUUCUUUAAAAAGAUGGCAGAUGCUCUCUGCACUGACACACUGAUCAUUAAAAAGGCAGGCGCAAAGAAAUACUUCAAGGAAGGUGGUCAACUAAUGCUGCCUUUGCUCAUGAAGGAAAACAGAUUUAUGGUUGUACUCCAGGGAGAUCACAUGAUAGAAGAUGAUGAGGAGAAUUACAAUAAAGGUAGUUUUGAAGAUUUUGUGGGGUCCUGUGAGGUUCGGACUCCAGGUGGAGUAACCAUUAUAGUCAGAAAGGCAGACAUUUGCACGCUAAAAGUUGAUGCUGUGGUGAACGCAGCUAAUGAAGAUCUGCAGCACAUUGGUGGAUUAGCCCUGGCACUUCUUCAAGCUGCUGGACCAGAUCUGCAGGACUGUUGUAACAGGUACAUUAAAAUGAAUGGACGUUUGAGGCCCGGAGAUGCCAUCAUCACUGAGGCUGGUCGUCUUCCCUGUAAAUAUGUAGUGCAUGCUGUUGGACCUCGAUAUAACAGUUCAGACAGACCUGGUGUAGUGCAACGUCUAAUAAGUGCUGUGAGGGAAAGUUUAAAGCAGGCGUCAGGCAAACACUGCUCUUCCAUUGCAAUUCCUGUUAUCAGUUCAGGGAUAUUUGGCUGUCCUCUCAUACUAUGUACAGAAACAAUUGCCAGGGAGUUGCGGGAGUUCAUUGAUGAUCAAACCCGCAGUGGCUCACAAGAUAAACUCACUGAGAUUCACUUGGUUGACAGUAAUGGCACCACUGUGAAUGCCAUGGCUCAAGCUGUCAGAAAGUACUUUGCUGAUUUCAUCCCCAAAAUGAACGUUCCUCAUCAAAGUAAGCCCAAUGGCCGUGGCAGUUAUGUACACAGAGGAAGAGGCAAUCGUGGUCGUGGCCGAGGAUAUCACGGACAAAGAGGCCAAGAGGUUGGAAAGCACAAUUAUGAGCAAACAAACCAUGGUAGAGACUUUGAAAGACAAGCACAAUGGAAAGAAGAAACCAACUUUUCUGGUGGCAGUUCAGAGGGGUUUGAUGGGUUGAGUGUUCUUGAAACCAAAACUACACAAGGUGGACUACACCUCAUUUUGAGCAAAGGGAACAUCCAGGAUGCAAAGACUGAUGUCAUUGUAAACACUGUAUCAGAAGACCUGGACCUCAGUAAAGGUGCCAUUUCCAAGGCGCUCUUUCAGGCUGCUGGAUCUCAACUCCAAAAAGAGGUCACUACAGCUGUUCAUGCAAGCAGGCUGAAUUAUGGAAAGAUGGUCAUCACAGAUGGGUAUAACCUGAAAUGUAAAAAAGUCUUCCAUGUAGUUUGCCCAUUUUGGACUGGUGGUCAAGCCUCAGAAGAUAGGGUACUCGGUCAGAUCAUUAGAGAUUGUCUGAAAGAAGCAGAAACUCUGCAGAUGACUUCAGUCUCCUUCCCAGCUAUUGGUACUGGAAACCUUGGCUUUCCUAAGGAUCUGGUGGCCAGGAUCAUACUGAGCGAAGUCCAGGAAUUCACCGCUAAAAACCUCAGAGAAAUAACUGUGAUUGUGCACCCAUCUGACAAACAAAGUUUAGAUUGCUUUACCAGAAUCUUCAGACAUGGGAUUCAGAGUCCCAUCACAAAAGGAGCACCUCACCGUAUUAUGCCUAAAAUAAAACCAUUUGAUAAGUCGGCACAAGCGUCUGAGCUUUUUGGCAAGGUCUCCACUCCCUCUCAUGGGGUGAUCACUAUGCAGAUGGGUGAAGUGACUCUGGAGAUUUCAUCAGGAGACAUAACUAAAGAAAAAACUGAUGCAAUUGUCAACUCCUCAAAUCACACAUUUUCUUUGAAAACAGGUGUAUCAAAGGCCAUUUUAGAUGCUGCUGGAUUAGAAGUAGAACAGGAAUGUUUACAGAUUGUUGCGAAUAGUGCACCAAAUUUACACCAAACAGAGAUUGUGACCUCAGCUGGGCAACUACCAUGCGGAAAAAUCAUCCAUAUCAUUGGUUGUAAUACACCUUCCCUUAUUAAAGAUGUUGUUUUGUCUGUUCUGAAGAUAUGUGAGGCAAACCAACUGUCCUCUGUCGCCUUUCCAGCACUUGGAACUGGUCAGGGUGGAGCAAAACCAGCUGAUGUUGCAGAUGCAAUGGUUGAUGCGGUUGUUGAAUUUGUGAAGAAAAAUAAACCAACGAAUGUAAAGCUGGUAAAGUUCCUCAUAUUCCAGACGAGCAUGGUGGCAGAUUUUCAACAAAGCAUGCUUAAACAAUCAGGAGAAAAAUUGGAAGAGGACAAAGGCUUUGUGGACAAACGUAAAAACUGGACAAAAGAAUUAUUUUUGGGAGAAUCUCCCAAAAAUGAAGAGUUGGUGAUGGUGGUUGAAGGAAUUGAACCAGUCGUGUUUCAGCUGUGUGGGGAGACCAAACAGGACUUGAAUAAAGCCAGGGAUAUGGUCAACAACUUGAUAUCAAGAGAGUUUCAAAACAUUACAAUCCGUGAUCCGGCUAUUGGUCAUUUCACCAAAGAGGAUGCAGAAAUGCUGCGCGCAAUGCAGAGAGAGCUUGACGUGAGCAUCAAACUUGAGAGGAAAGAACAAGACUCUGCUAUCACAUUGGAGGGACUGACGAGAGAAGUCCACACUGCUGAGAGUCGCAUACGGGACAUGAUCCGUAAGGUGGAAAGGAAUGAAAACAAAAGGCGUGAGGCGUUUUUCGUCAGCAGCAAGGCUGAGUGGAAAUAUCUGGCGAGUGGGCAGAACCUAAAAAGCUUUGAUAUGCUGACCAAUUAUGACUUGGAAAAAGCCUUUCAGAACAAAAACACCUCUGUGAAAAUCAAAAUUGAUAAUGAUGAAUACACGGCCGAUUUAGUUAGUCUACAGGCCACAAGAGGGAGUAAGCAGAUUGAAUUACAAAGAGUAGAUUUGUCAGCUGCUCAAUAUUCUUUACCUUCACACUGGGAGGAUAUGAAGGAACAGCUGGUAGUUCUGGUAAAACUCACAGUAGGCUCCACAGAAUAUGCAGAGGUGGAGAAAGAGUUCAGGAGAACUGGACUGACUUCUAACAUCAUUCAAAUUGAAAGAAUGCAGAACAGCACACUUUGGAAAAACUACAUGAUCAAAAAGGAAGAACUGGAAAUUAAAAACAAGCAUCAAAACAACGAGAAGCUCCUCUUCCACGGCACUGCUCCUGAUAAUACUGAUCAAAUCAAUCAUAAUGGCUUUAACCGAAGCUACGCUGGAAUGAAUGGAGCCCUGUAUGGGAAUGGUACAUAUUUUGCUGUGGACCCAAGUUACUCAGCCCGAAGUUACUCUCAACCUGAUGCCAGUGGACACAAACGCAUGUACCUGGCCAGGGUGCUUGUUGGCGACUUUACUCAAGGAAAAGCACGCAUGAUUGUUCCUCCUGCAAAGAGCUCCAACAGUGCUGAUCUCUAUAACAGUGUGACCGAUGAUACAAACAACCCUUCCAUGUUUGUCGUUUUCAAUGACGUACAGGCUUACCCAGAAUACCUCAUCACAUUCCAGUAGAGUUGCUAAUUAGAUAUAUGCGUGUUAUGACAGUAUGUUUUGGAAAAUAAUAACAAUGAAGGGUGUGGGAACUUGCAUUGGCAUGACAAAAGUUUGAAAUUUGAAAGAUUUCUUAUUACGUUGCUGAAAUAUAAUCCUGAGAAAAACUGAGUAUUGUUUCAAAUCAUAUUUUGCUCUCUCAGUGAGAGUAGUAGAUUGGGAAUUCUGCUAAUAUAUAAUUUGUGCUUAAUAAAAGAAAGUCAUCUAGGUUUGGAAUGACU